CAAAAUCAUUCUAGUCAAUCCUAUUGGUUAGUUGGCGUGGGAUAGCAUCAAAGCGCCACGUCUAAUCACGGCUUCUUAUAUACCGGAAACAUCUAGAGUUCUCCUAACCCCGCGAAACAAUAAAUGCGCGCUCCUUAAAUUUUAAUCUCCUCCGACUCUCGCAAACGAAAAACCCGACGAAACGACGCUCUCCGGGGACGUUCCGUUUCUCCGUUCAGAUAUAAAAGAAGAUGAAUCCGCGCUUUACAUUGUCGGUGAUUUUGGUGUUAUUAUGCUUAUCUCUGGUUUUGUUAACGGACGAAGCGAAAACUAUCGACCCUUACAAGGUUCUUGGGGUUGAGAAAAAUGCAAGUCAACGUGAAAUACAGAAGGCUUUUCACAAGCUUUCUCUUCAAUAUCACCCUGACAAGAAUAAAAACAAGGGUGCUCAGGAGAAGUUUGCUGAGAUUAAUAAUGCAUAUGAGAUACUAUCAGAUGAAGAGAAGAGGAAAAAUUUUGACUUGUAUGGAGAUGAGAAGGGCAAUCCUGGAUUUGAUGCUGGAUAUACUGGCAACCAGGGUGGAUAUACUUAUUAUACUAGUGGUGGACAGGGGCAAAAUGGGUUUAACUUUAGACGGAAUGAAUGGCAAAAUAUGGGGGGGCAGGGAGGUUCAAAAUCAUUCUCAUUCUCCUUUGGUGGUCCCAGUUCUCAGAGUUCAUUUGGUUUUGGCCUGAAUGAUAUUUUCUCCAAUCUUUUUGGGGGUGAUGUUGGUGGGGGUCAUUUUGGUGGCUCUGGUGGCUCUGCUAGGUCUCGGUCUAGUUCUCAAUCUGGCUCUGGAAGCUCCUUUAAGAGCAUCAGGAACAUAAAUUCUAAAAUGUUUAAGAAAGAAAUUGCUGACCAAGGAAUGACUUGGCUUUUGUUAUCCUAUAAUCCCUCAUUGAGGGGUAGUCAUUAUCAUGAAUCAAUUAUACAAGAGGUUCUUGAUUCAUUGCAGGGAGCUCUAAAGGUGGGGAGCAUAAAUUGUGAAACUGAAAAGUCUUUGUGUACUGAACUAGGCAUCCAUCCCCGCCAAAUGCCAAGGGUAUUUGUGUAUUCCUACAGAGCAAGUGAUAAGGGAUCUCUGGUGGAGUACAAAGAUGAUUUGGUUGCUCGGAGUUUGAAAACAUUUUGCCGAGAUCAUUUGCCAAGGUUUUCAAGGCGGAUUGACCUGAAACAGCUCGAGUCUUUCUCUGGUAUCAGGGAACCUAGAGUCUUGCUUCUUUCCACAAAAAAAGAUACACCUGUAAUCUGGCGUGUUCUUAGUGGUUUAUAUCAGAAACGCUUCAUAUUCAAUGAUAUAGAGGUUCAUGAUGUGACUGAACCAAUGGCAAAGAAGUUGGGAGUUGAUGCACUUCCAGCUAUAGUUGGGUGGUUGUCAAAUGGGGAGAGGCAUGUCUUAAAAGUGGGGAUUUCUGUGAAAGAUUUGCAAUCUGCAGUUCACGAUCUUAGCGCCAUACUUGAUGAUUUUGAUAAAAAGAAUAAGAAGGAAGCAUCAAGACAGGGCAGAAAGCAGGAUGAUGUUAUUGAGAAACAGGUGCCUUUAUUGACAAGGGACAAUUUUGAAGCUCUGUGCGGAGAGAAAACCCCUGUUUGCAUUAUAGGUGCUUUCAGAUCUUUAAAAGCAAGGGAGAAGCUGGAAUCCAUUUUAACUAUGGUCUCUCAAAAACCACUGUCAAGGCAACGAAAUGCAGCAUUGGGAUCCAAGGAUUCCAUUUCCUAUUCUCUGUUAGAUGCUAACAGGCAACAGGCGUUCUUAAAUGGUUUUGAGAAAUCUGGAUUUAAAUCAUCAGAUAAGUUAUUGUUGGCCUACAAACCGCGGAAGGGGAAGUUUGCUACAUUUGAAGGCGAAAUGAUUGCAGAGAACGUAGAGGGGUUUAUCAGCUCUGUGUUCAAUGGAGAUGUACAAUUUACCGAGACACGGCAGAAGCCAGUUGUUAAAUGAGACAGCUAAAGGUAACAAUUUUUGAUGUAAAUAGCCAAUAGUGAUAAAAUCAUCAUUACUUGAUCAUGUUGAGAGUAGGUAUAGCGCUUGGUCGCCAAUGCUGUUUUUCGGGUAUCUAGUAGUAUGAUGACCAAAAUUGGAGCAUCUCAUGCUGCAAAAAAAUUUGCAGUUUGUAAUACUAAAUGAGACAGGGGUUGGGGGAAAAUCCAGUUGCCCUUAGAAAUAGAUUCUGGACGGAUUUGGAUAUGGGUUAUAUAUCAUUACUUUUUGACUUGUGAAUAUAUAUAUUUACAUUCUUGAUCUUCCA
Ricinus communis (castor bean) is the source of this 2268-nucleotide messenger RNA. RefSeq names its product dnaJ protein ERDJ3A. Bases 231 to 1961 code for a protein of 576 amino acids. The transcript has 7 exons. The record is from RefSeq and is a predicted model, not a curated record. NCBI's taxonomy places the organism in Eukaryota, Viridiplantae, Streptophyta, Magnoliopsida, Malpighiales, Euphorbiaceae.